GCGCAGGGUUCGCUUGCUCUUGACUACAACUAUCAUCGUCUCCUGCCAACCUCCAUUCGUUAUGGACAGCGACGGCGAGCUCUCGCACUGCACCAAAGAUGCUGAUUUGUGGUUCCCAGAUGGUAGCAUCAUGCUCAGGGCAGGUAAUACGCUGUUCAAAGUGUACUCCGGCAUGCUUGGGCAGGCAUCCCCCGUGUUCAAAGACAUGCUUUCCCUCCCACAGUCCACGCCAAGUGAGGAUGAGAUGUACGAGGAUCUUUUGGUUGUCCGUAUGCCGGACUCUGCAGCAGAUCUCAAGCCCUUCCUUAAAGCUAUCCAUGAUGGCUGUGUGGAUCCCCCAAAUAGCUAUUUCGAUGUUGGUGACCUGAAAGUCCAGGACAUCCCUAUGGUCGUCUCUGUGCUUCGCUUGAGCACGAAGUACCAUGUCUCGUUCUUGCGAAAGCGCGCCACCGAAGCGCUCCUUCGCUGGUAUCCUUCCAAUCUCGACGACUACAGUCCCAUCGGUCAGUCUGAACGACCUCUGCAGGACCACUCUCGACAUGUCCUAGUUGCCAACGCUGCACGUGAGACUGAUGUGCUCGUGCUACUCCCCGCUGCCCUGCUCCUCUGCAGUGCAACUGCCAACACUCGCGUGCUAUACGACGGUUUGGAGACUAACGGGGAACACUAUACCCUAGUCGAUGCCAACAGACGUGCGGUCUUCUUUGGCCGCCUUCGCCUUUCGCAUGCCGCACGCAGCCGCACGCAGGCAUUCUUCUUCUAUCCCCGCACUCCGAAUCCACCAGCCCUGAAAUGCUCAGCACCCGAGCGAUGCAAUGAGUUCUGCCGCAUCUACUCCUCUGUCUUUGACGAAAAAGAAGAUCCUUGGAUGAACCCGUUCUAUCGGCUGAACUGGAAAGCUAUACGAAGUACCUGCUGCGUGAACUGUGCUUCCGGCUGGGAAGUGCAUCACGCAGAGGCAUCACACCAAGUCUGGCAGGAAAUGCCCUCGUACUUUGACCUAUCUCCUUGGACAGAGUUGAUAGAGAGGUCGAAGGUGCCGACUCGUAGAGGGUGCUGUGCCGAUGUUCUGCUUGCUUGACCGAUAAACCUCCGCGUACGGACCUUGGGCACUUCGUGUAGCACCUAUUGGAUAUCUAUAAGGCCAUUUCCUGCGAGCCUCUACUCUACUUCUGCGAUUUGUUGGACGCUCUGGAAUUCCGAAGAGUAAAAGA
Phanerochaete carnosa HHB-10118-sp is the source of this 1214-nucleotide messenger RNA. RefSeq lists its product as uncharacterized. Bases 62 to 1081 code for a protein of 339 amino acids. The record is from RefSeq and is a predicted model, not a curated record. Gene Ontology annotation, molecular function: protein binding. The transcript has 2 exons. Lineage: Eukaryota; Fungi; Basidiomycota; Agaricomycetes; Polyporales; Phanerochaetaceae.